Messenger RNA from Erigeron canadensis, 800 nucleotides. RefSeq names its product 50S ribosomal protein L17, chloroplastic. Gene Ontology annotation, molecular function: structural constituent of ribosome. The transcript is spliced from 2 exons. The record is from RefSeq and is a predicted model, not a curated record. The coding region runs from base 88 to 699 and encodes 203 amino acids. Gene Ontology annotation, biological process: translation. Lineage: Eukaryota; Viridiplantae; Streptophyta; Magnoliopsida; Asterales; Asteraceae. Gene Ontology annotation, cellular component: ribosome; cytosolic large ribosomal subunit.
AUCCACAUUACCAAAAACACAAUCUUCACCAUUCACACACACAAACAAACACACAAUUUGCAGAGUGGAGAAGCCCUUCUAAAGAAGAUGGCCAGUGUCACAACAACAUGGAGCAUGUCAUCUCUAAAAGCAUCACUUCCUUCAAUUACCUCUUCAAGUCCUUCAACUUCUGUCCGUUGUUCAUUUCGACCCACAACUUUCACACCCACUAAAUCCAACAACUCAAAACCUCUGUUUGGGUCUUUUCUUGGUUUAGCCCCACUUAACCCACUUUCCAAUCUUACUUCUUCAGGGAACCUUGCUGAGCAUAACUUCAUCAAUAUCAGCAAUGGCGGCCGUGUAUCUGCUAUGAGACACGGAAGGCGAGUCCCGAAGCUCAAUCGCCCACCUGACCAGCGGAAAGCACUCCUUCGUGGCCUAACCACUCAGCUUUUGAAGCAUGGGCGGAUCAAGACCACCCGAGCAAGGGCGAGUGCUGUACGAAAGUAUGUUGAUAACAUGAUCACUUUGGCUAAAGAAGGUUCACUUCACAAGAGGCGACAAGCCCUGGGAUUCAUUUACGAGAAGCAGAUUGUACAUGCUUUGUUUGCCGAGGUCCCUGAAAGGUAUGGCGAAAGAAAUGGAGGCUACACUAGAAUCAUAAGAACUUUGCCAAGGAGGGGGGAUAACGCCCCCAUGGCGUACAUUGAGCUCGUGUAGUUUGUAUGUUUCAUUUCUCUUAUGUUUACCUUUUACUCAUAUACACUUCUUUUGAAACAUUUUAUUGGGUAACAUAGUAAUUUAAUGUUAACUGUUGUUCA